This is a messenger RNA of Saprolegnia parasitica CBS 223.65, 1025 nucleotides long. Its product is annotated as aspartate carbamoyltransferase. Lineage: Eukaryota; Oomycota; Saprolegniomycetes; Saprolegniales; Saprolegniaceae. Bases 27 to 986 code for a protein of 319 amino acids. The transcript is spliced from 6 exons. Gene Ontology annotation, molecular function: aspartate carbamoyltransferase activity; amino acid binding. Gene Ontology annotation, biological process: 'de novo' pyrimidine nucleobase biosynthetic process; amino acid metabolic process. The record is from RefSeq and is a predicted model, not a curated record.
GGAUCAUUAUUGCUGCUGGCAACAUCAUGGAGAAGCUUGGGACGACGAUUGGCUCGUGGAGCGGCAAGGACGUGCUCUCGACGGAGCAGCUUUAUGCGGCGAACGUUCGAUACCUCUUCCAGGUUGCGGACCACAUGAAGGACAUGGUGGCCCGCCAAGGCGGCGACGAUACGCUCAAGGGCAAGGUCAUGGCCAAUGUCUUCUUUGAGCCGUCGACGCGCACGAGCUGCUCGUUCCAGGCCGCCAUGCUGCGCUUGGGCGGCGCCGUCGUCUGCGUGAACGAGAGCUCGUCGAGCAGCCAAAAGGGCGAGACCCUCUCGGACACGAUGCGCUGCCUCGAGUGCUAUGCGGAUGUGACCGUGUUGCGCCAUCCCGUCAAGGGUGCUGCUGCGACUGCGGCGGCGGCGAGCCGCAAGCCCGUGCUCAAUGCUGGCGACGGUGUCGGUGAGCACCCGACGCAAGCACUCUUGGACCUCUACACGAUCUACAAGGAGGCCAAGCUCUCGGAGAUGAACUUGACGGGCAAGGUCAUCACGAUGGUGGGCGACCUCAAGAACGGCCGCACGGUGCACUCGCUCGCGAAGCUCCUCGCGCACUUUAACGUCACGCUCAACUAUGUGUCGCCGGAGUCGCUCAAGAUGCCGCAGUACAUUGUCGACGGGCUCAACGCCGUUGGAGUCAAGCAGCACGAGACCACCGACUUGGACUCGGUCCUCGCGGCCAGCGACGUCUUGUACAUCACGCGCGUCCAGAAGGAGCGCUUCGAGACGGCGGCCGAGUACGACGCUGUCAAGGACAGCUUUAUCAUCACGCCCGCGACGCUCACCAAGGCCAAGGCGACGAUGAUCCUCAUGCACCCGUUGCCGCGCGUCAACGAAAUCGCCGUCGAAGUCGACGCCGACCCGCGCGCCGCCUACUUUCGCCAAAUGGAGUACGGCAUGUACGUGCGCAUGGCGAUCCUCGCGCUCGUGCUCGGCAAGGCCUAAGCCGAUUGCAAUAUACCGUCGUCUUCCUUCGUCUGCAUC